This is a messenger RNA of Jaminaea rosea, 2424 nucleotides long. RefSeq lists its product as hypothetical. Bases 90 to 2291 code for a protein of 733 amino acids. The transcript has a single exon. The record is from RefSeq and is a predicted model, not a curated record. Lineage: Eukaryota; Fungi; Basidiomycota; Exobasidiomycetes; Microstromatales.
CCGUCCAAGCGUCAAUUCGGCACAGCCCCUCGCAGUGCGUGCGUGCCGCCCCUCUUCCUGGGUGCUUGAGGAGAGGGGCGGAUAGUGGUAUGGCCCGCUCUGGCCGCGUCAGGAGGCGGCGGCCCCUCACCAUGGCGAAGACGUACAAAAGGAGAGGGGUGCCAAUGAAUCUCACGUCCGCCAUCGCUGUGCUCCUCCUUAGCGUCUCCCCUCAUCCUCGUCCUCGUCACCCUCAUCGUAAUCCAACUUCGCCGCAUCCUCACCACUGCGCAUCCACGAUGAGGUUCGACAGUCAAUUCCUCGCCUUUGUCGCCACGGCAAUUGCCAUCGGCAGCAUCGCCUCAGCUGUGCCCAUCGCCGUACCUGCUGGUGACCACACGAUCAAGGACUGGAUCUCUGCAGGCGGUGACAAGGUCUCUUGCAUGAACGACAACUACGAUCCCACCGCAGUCGGAGGCUCUUGGGACCCCGCUUUGAUCAACAAUCCUUGCGUCAAGAUCCUCGAGACCAAUCAGCACAAUCAGCGUCGCAAUCUUGGAGGCGCUGGUUUCAAUGCCAACGCCGGCCUCGAUGCCAUCCUCAACAUGAUUCUUGGAGAUGGCGGCCUCAUGGCCAAGGCUACUGGCACGGCAGUCGCCAACGCCAAGGCUGGUCCGAUUGGCCCCAUCCUCAAGAAGCCUUGCCCCGACGACAAGGACAAGGGAGCGCCCGAGAAGACGCCUCCCACUGGCACCGCCCCCCAUCCCAAACCCCACCCUCAUCCUGUCGCUGACAAACCUAAGCCUCAUCCCGGCAUGGAUAAGCCCAAGCCUGAGCCUAAGCCCGAGGGCAAGCCCAAGCCUAUGCCUACGCCCAAGCCUGAGCACAGUGAUGACGAGGGCAACAAGGACCCUCCCUCUGUCGGCGGCGGGAUCUUCGGCCCCAUCUUUGGUGCGCACGGUGCCGCAGGAGGCGCGGGCGGCAUCGAUGCUGGUAUUGGGGGCAUCAACGCCGGGGGUAAGGCUGGUGGCGAAGGCAACCUUCACCUCGGCUGGCCCUUCAUUGAAAUCGGGAAGGGCGGACACUCUCUCGAGCGCCGUACUCAGGGUGGCGGUGAGGUGAUCAUUUCUCCGCUCUUCCCUGUGCUCAGCGCUCAUGGUGCUGCUGGCGCGGCAGGCGGUUUGGACGCCGGCCUCACGGGUAUCGACGCUGCAGGCAAAGCUGCCGCCGGUGGUAACAUGCACCUCGGCUGGCCCUUCGUGGAAGUCUUCGAUGGUAACUGGAACCCUCUUCAGCGUCGAGACGCGCACCCUGCCCCCAAGAUGUCGAAGGCUACCGCUGCCAAGAUGGACAAGAUCCGCACCGAGCUCCGAGCCGUCGCUGCGGCCGAGCUCAAGAAGCACCACGGUGACGUUGCGGCUGCUAAGAAGGAGAUUGAAGAGCUCUGGAACACGGUCAUGCAGGAGUACGCUGCUGAUCGCCACAAUGAGGACACCUCUGCCAACAAGCCUCCCACUGCUCGCAAACUCGCAGACGAGGACCAGAACCUCAAGUCAAUCCGAGGUAUCGCCAUGCAGAUUGCUGCUCUCGUCCCCGUCCAGAUGAAGGAGUUUCAGCUGCAGGCCGACGCCGUAGUCAAGAAGAUAAGGGAGGAUCUCAGCAGCGGCGUGUCUGCACCGUCUACCAUGGAGCGUCGCGUCAAGGAAUCUGAGAUGAGCAAAGAGGAUCGCGAUCGCCAGGGUCUCACCAACCAGGCCAUUGCCAUGAUCCCCGCCAUUGCUAAGCAGGCUGAACUUCAGUACGAGGCCGUCAAGAGCCACAUCGACGACUGGGGCAGCAUGACGUUUGGCCGCCGCGAUAGUGCUCCUCAACUGCCUAGCUUCGACGACCUCGCAAAGCAAGCCGCCGACGCCGCGGCCAAGACGCAGGACCUCGCCAGCAAGGUCGACUGGGAUGACACCGAGAAGGCCGUAGCUUCGGGCGUCAAAGCCUUCCUCGCCUCCUCUCCUGACCUCGCCAAGGCUAUCGCUGGCUCCUUUACGGGCAUCAAUGUCCCCGACUACAUCGCCUUUGCUUCGAAGCUUGCCUCGGACCCAAACACGGCUGCCGCUCUCGCCAGCUUCGUCAAGGCUUUCCCUAGCUACGAGAAGGCCUUCGCCGAUGGGCUCGCCGCUGUAGGCAAGGGACUGCCCGACAUUACCAAGUCAUUCCCCGGCGGUGCAGGCUUUGGACCCGCAACUCCUCCCGCCCUCGCUGAGUACCAUGCCGUAGCUGCCCAUGCGGCGAAGCGCCUUCGCGCCCACAAGCAUUGAUCCAUCGAUCGAGCCGCGCUAGGACCCCGCCAUCGCCACUUCGAACCGCUUUACCAUGUCAUAUCUCUGAGCGUAGCGGCGUUGAUCGUUUAGCUAGCUGCUGUUGCUUCCGCCUCAUCUCAUCUCGUCUCAU